UGUCAAUGACAUGAUAGAGUCCUUGGCGUCGCAUUGUUUGUUAAGGAAUGAAGUCCAGACUUGACAUUCUUGAACAACUGGAUAUAAGGUGUGGGCAGUGGAGCCGAUAUCGCAGUUUACUUAGACACAGUGGGAAAACAUUUCCAAAAUAUGGUAAAAGGCGUGCGCUUCUGCUUCUACGCUGCCAUCUUCUAUACUGUUUUUGUGCACAGCUCGUCUGGCAUUGAACGUCAAAUUAAAGAGCUAGUCUACAAUAACAAUGGAUUUGGAACGUACAGUUUUGAGUUUGCGACCAAAGAUGGUACAUAUCGCAAGGAGGAGGGUGGUGUUGUCACUAAUAAUGGACGUGACUAUGUCGUAAGAGGUGAAUAUGGGUUUAUAGAUCCAGAGGGACGUCAACAUUUAGUGCGAUACGUCGCCGAUGCCAACGGCUAUCGACCGCAGAAAGAUGAUAUCAGAUUUAAUGAUAGACGGAUUAUUUAACGAUUAUUUAACUAUUAGAUAAAUAAAAUUAUAACUAUUAUAA
Bicyclus anynana (squinting bush brown) is the source of this 526-nucleotide messenger RNA. RefSeq names its product larval cuticle protein 16/17-like. NCBI's taxonomy places the organism in Eukaryota, Metazoa, Arthropoda, Insecta, Lepidoptera, Nymphalidae. The record is from RefSeq and is a predicted model, not a curated record. The transcript has 3 exons. Gene Ontology annotation, molecular function: structural constituent of chitin-based larval cuticle. The coding region runs from base 151 to 483 and encodes 110 amino acids. Gene Ontology annotation, cellular component: chitin-based extracellular matrix.